GGACCGGAGGAGGCCACCAUGCAGUCCUGGAGUCGAGUCAGGGUGGCCAAGUGCCAGCUGCUGGUCACCAGCUCCUUUGUCUUGCUACUGGGCCUUUCUAUGGCCGCCAUGGCAGCUGUCAACUACCUAGGGACACACUUUGCUGUCGUCGGCCGCGCAUCCUCAGACAGGACCCCCUAUGAGGCCACACGCCGCUGGGCCUUCUGCACCAGCAUCAGCCUGGCUGGGCUCCUGACCCUGGGCGCCGUGCUGGGUGCUGUAGCCACCGUGAGGGAGGCCGGGGGCCUCAUGGCUGGGGGCUUCCUGUGCUUUGCCCUGGCGUUCUGCACCCUGGUGCAGGUGGCCUUCUGGAGAUUCCACAACCCUGCCCAGGUGGAGGAUGCCGUGUUAGACACCUACGAUCUGGUGUAUGACCAGGCAGUGAGGAGCUCGUCCGUCACCCUGCGGCAGCAGCUGGUGGCCAUUCAGGACACGUUCCUGUGCUGUGGGAAGAACUCUCCUUUCGGCCUCCUGGGGGGCACGGAGGUCAGUCUGUGUCCAGGAGAGGAGGCCACCAGACAGGGCACCCAGGCCAGGCUGCAGCGUCGCGGCCCGAGCUCCUGGGACCAUUUCCAGCAGCCCUGGGAGCCAGAGGUCCCAACCUCCCAGCCAGCUGAAGUCAGUCCUGCGGCCCAGGGCCCAGCGAACACGGGGGCAGAUAGAUGCACACACGGACGGCAAGCCAGCCUCCCCUCCCCCAUCCCAGCCUUCAGAACAACAUCCCGAAUGUGCUUCCUUUCUGCCGCCGCCCCAAAUGCCAACAUCUUCCCCAGACCCAAAUGCCGCCAUCUGAGUGCUUCAGAGAUGGAGCCCCCAGGCCCCACCGACUUCCCAUCACCCCAGCAUUCGCCUUCGGACUGCUUGGUGGGGGUCAGGAGCUUCCUGAGGACCUACGGAAACAUCGCCUCCACCCUCACUGGCAUCGGCCUGGCCUCCACGGUGUAUGCCGUGCUGCUCAGCUCCUUUCUCUGGUUCGCCUUCCGCUCUGGCUGCGGCUUGGACCGCAGGGGCAAGUACACCCUAAGCCGGAGAGCCCGUGACUGCCGGCCCCAGGAGCCCAGCUUCUUCAGACGCUCCCCGGGGGGGCCCGCACUCCGGCACCCGAUGGAAGCAGACAUUCUUGAUGGCCGCCUGCGUGCGAGCAGACCCUCAGGGGGCCCUCAGUUCCUCCAGGACAGCUGACGCUGCUUCAACCACCUGUCCUGCCACCUGUCGGCCCACAGAGGCUGAGCGGGCCUGAACACGAGCCUUACGAGGAGGGUGCGACGUGUUUUCUGCCGCGGCGCGGAGGGACGGGGAAGGAGAGGAGGAGGCCAGCUCUGUUUCAGCAGACAAGGGGACCGGGGUCACUCACUGACUCCGCGGGAACAGACUGGGAAGUGGUCGGAGCAGAGAAGCCACGGGGCAGGUUUGGGCACUGUGCUUAGUCUCACGAGGUCAGAGCCCAGGGCCGAGCCUGGCCGGGCGCCCCACGGGCCGCCGGCUCCGGGGGACCCUACUUCCAGGCUCAGUCCGGCUGCUGGCUGGACACAGGUCCGUGCGGCUGGAGGACCGAGGGCCCCCUCCUUGCCAGCCGUCAGCGGACCACCUCCGUUCCUUCUCAUGCGAGGCCUUCACGUCCGAGCCGGCGAGGCAGGCCCGUCCUCUUGUGCUGAGACCUCUGACUUCCCCUUGCCCCCGGCCGGGGAGCUCACUUGCAAGGGUUCCUGUGGCUGCAGAAGGCCCACUGGGAACCUCGUGUCUCUGGCAGAAACCCCACACUUCCGGUGGGGUGUUCACAGGUGCCAGGGCCGAAGGCGAGACUCGUGGGGUGUGUGCAGGAGGGCUCCGUAGACGGUCCGGUUUCCAGGCUGCUCCCGCUGGUAGCUCCCAAGCUACCUCUCUCCGUUCUCUCCAACCGUCCCUGAGGGUGUUCACUCUCUGCUCGAAAUCGGAAGUCCCAGGUGGAACCCCGGAUUGGCCCAGCCCAGGCCGAGGCCCCGGCAGAGCUGACCAAGGAGAGAGGAAUGUCGGGGCCGUUUAACCUCCUUCUGGGGAGGUCGGGCCUGCCGCCACCAAGACCAGCAAAGGAGGGUCCUCCAAAAGGGAAGAACCCUCUGUGACAGGACGGGCAGGCAAGACAGUGGACACGUGGCCACACCCCCCACCGUCCUCCUCUUGCGUUUCCCCUCGCACGCCCACGCACACAUGCUUCCGGAGGCAAGCGUGUUCCCACCUCAUGUAUAGCCCGUGGCCCUCCUCCAGUGGAAGAGCUUGUCCCCAGGUGAGGACACCCCAGAGUCUCCUGGGUCCUGCAUUCGGGGACAGCCCAGGGUCUCCGGCCAUGUGCAUUUGUCCUCUAGACCUGCUCUGGUCAGCCUGUCACUCUACAGCUUACAAAACAUAUUUUAUAAUU
Messenger RNA from Lynx canadensis (Canada lynx), 2434 nucleotides. It is a transcript of the gene TSPAN32, whose product is annotated as tetraspanin 32. The record is from RefSeq and is a predicted model, not a curated record. NCBI's taxonomy places the organism in Eukaryota, Metazoa, Chordata, Mammalia, Carnivora, Felidae. Gene Ontology annotation, cellular component: membrane. The transcript has 11 exons. The coding region runs from base 19 to 1221 and encodes 400 amino acids.